UUCACUAUAAAAUAACUUAACCCUUUGUUUUUGCCGGCGUUAGACAAUGGUCAUGAUCCACAUUAACAAAGUUCCGGCAGCGGUUGCCACAUCGGUGCUAUUUCUAGUGGUUGUGAUCGCUCCUCAGUGGACGAACGCACAGCCACUGCCGCCACUCCCGCCGAUGUCGCCACUGCCGCCACUCCCGCCAAUGUCGCCACUCCCGCCACUCCCGCCAAUGACGCCACUGCCGCCAAUGCCAAAGGUGGAUCCAGUGUGCACGGUAGCGGUCUCUGAUAUCCUCCAAAAUUGCUACUCAACGUUGAGUGCGUUGCCAUCGGAUGAAUGUUGCAAGAGUCUCAAGUCGGCGAGUGCGACACAGGUGACUUGUCUGUGCGACAAUUACAUCGCACAUCCUGUUUACAGCAACUGGACCCGACCUUACUACAACCAAAUCAGCACCGGAUGUGGUGUUCUUGACAAAUACGCCUGCAAUGGUACAAGUGAAGGAGGAGAUCCUAAAGGAGGAGACGGUAAAGGAGGAAAUGGUAACUCAGGAGCAAUGAACAAGAUUGCUGGAUCAAUGGGUCUAUUUGGUUUUGUUACAAUUUUGAUUUAA
Raphanus sativus (radish) is the source of this 598-nucleotide messenger RNA. RefSeq names its product non-specific lipid transfer protein GPI-anchored 34-like. The record is from RefSeq and is a predicted model, not a curated record. The transcript is spliced from 3 exons. NCBI's taxonomy places the organism in Eukaryota, Viridiplantae, Streptophyta, Magnoliopsida, Brassicales, Brassicaceae. Bases 47 to 598 code for a protein of 183 amino acids.